This is a messenger RNA of Leguminivora glycinivorella, 1934 nucleotides long. RefSeq names its product pyrroline-5-carboxylate reductase 3 (gene P5cr). Gene Ontology annotation, molecular function: pyrroline-5-carboxylate reductase activity. The record is from RefSeq and is a predicted model, not a curated record. The transcript is spliced from 6 exons. Gene Ontology annotation, biological process: L-proline biosynthetic process. The coding region runs from base 143 to 973 and encodes 276 amino acids. NCBI's taxonomy places the organism in Eukaryota, Metazoa, Arthropoda, Insecta, Lepidoptera, Tortricidae.
UAUGUCGAAUGUAGUCGAAUUGCUCAAACUGGACUGGGCGAAUUUGGUUUUGGUCAAGAAACUCUUAAGCCAAAUUCUUCUCUAUUGUAUAAGAAGGCUUGACAAUAGUCGCUAUUUAGUUAAGACAGAUUAAUCCUUCACAAUGUCAUUCAACUUAGGAUUUAUUGGUGGUGGAAAUAUGUCCACUGCUAUAGUGCAAGGCAUUUUCAAAACUAACACACACCCACCAUCCAAGAUAUGGGUAUCAGGACCUCGCCUUAACAACCUUAAGCACUGGAGUGACCUAGGUACCAAUGUAACAAAUAAAAAUGGUGAAGUAUUCUGUGAAUGUGAUGUGAUUUUUUUGGGUGUUAAGCCAAGCAUGCUCACAGCUGCUGUCAGUGACUGUCUUAAAACAUUAACGACAACUGCGUCUUGUAAAGGAGUGCUUUUUGUUUCAAUGUUGGCCGGGAUUACUAUUGCUGAUUUGCAAAAGGCAUUGAAGCAACUAUCCAAAGAUGUGAGAGUAAUACGAAUAAUGCCCAACACCCCAAUGACUGUGGGGGAAGGUGCCUGUUUGUACACCCCGGAUGAAAGUGUGUCAGAUGACCAGUGCCAGAUGGUGGAAAAGCUACUCCGCAGUUGUGGCAUGUGUGAGAGAGUGCCAGAGUAUCUGAUAAAUUCUUUAGGCGCAUUAACAGGAUGUGGUCCUGCAUUUGUAUACAUAAUAAUCGAAGCUCUAGCAGAUGGAGCAGUGAAGCAGGGCGUUCCCCGCGACUUAGCCUUGCGUUUUGCAGCGCAAAUGGUCGCCGGCAGUGGCAAAAUGGUCUUGCAGUCGGGGAAACACCCAGGACUGCUGAAGGAUGAAGUCUGCUCUCCGGGAGGCUCUACUAUAUGUGGAGUUACUGCCCUUGAGGAAGGGAAAAUAAGGUCCACUUUGAUCAAUGCUGUAGAAGCCUCUACGUUGAGAAACCAGCAAAUUGGAAAGAAGUAGCAGAAUUGCCAGGCAAAAUUUUUAUCUAUUUAUUAAACACAGUAUAUUUUUUAUUAAUUAGAGAAACUAGGUUAUUUCCACUGGUGACCUCCAGCUGGCAAUACACCACGACAGUUAAUUAAAUAUUUUAGAGCCAAGUUCCCCAAUUCCAAUAUAAAUUGAACCCGCCUAGUGGGUUUAUGGCAGCAAUAACGACUAGGACCCUCAUUUGCUAAUUUUCAAACAUGCAUAAAAAUUAUGUACCUAUUCAUAUGUGGCAGGUCGUGCCGCUCGCGAAUCGGCCUCCACAGUCACCAAACCCGUUGUCGAAGCAGAAAUGUGUAAAUCGUCUGCAAUAGACGCAAAGGCCUGUGAUGAUUCAUAUAUAAUACAUUGCGUAACGUCAAUCAGCCAAAAAGUGCUUAGUUGCCAACCACAGAUAACAAAUUUUUGUCAAAAAUCUAUGCAACCACGGAUUGGACCGAUUUUUAUUAUUGCAACCUAUUACAGUUGAUAUACACUGAGGUGCUAAAGACCCGCAGAUUUAAACCAACGGUUCUAGAGCCUAAUUAGAGUAAGUACCUACAGUUACAUAGCAUACAAUCCAAAACAAGGCAAAGGCCCUCCCUAGAUUUCCAACUGGAGGACCCUGCCUGAAUGUACCGAGAAAUCUUUAAUAAAAGAAGAGAACCUACCUAGGUUCUCUAUUAUUUAAAACUAGCUUUGCCCGCGGCUUCGCUCGCGUUAGAAAGAGACAAAAAGUAGCCUAUGUCACUCUCCAUCCCUUUAACUAUCUUCACCUAAAAAAUCACGUCGAUUCGUCGCUCCGUUUUGCCGUGAAAGGCGGACAAACAAACAGACACACACACUUUCCCAUUUAUAAUAUUAGUAAUAUAAUAUUAGAUUAAGAUUUGACAGUGGUUUUAUGAAUACGGCCAGUCAUUUUCCGCCAAGUCUACGUUUUUUUUUCUAAGUGGUGUUU